Molecule: messenger RNA, 1540 nt
Organism: Oncorhynchus mykiss (rainbow trout)
Lineage: Eukaryota; Metazoa; Chordata; Actinopteri; Salmoniformes; Salmonidae
Source: RefSeq, a predicted model, not a curated record
GUGAACAAAUACCAGGUCAAAUAAUGACGACAUUGAUCUUCAGGUCGAAGCUCAAGAAAGAGGUCCGAGUUGGAAUUUCGAGUUAGAUGACCGUUCAAAACUAUUUUCCCCAGCUCGUUUUUUUCGGAUUUCCAGUUGUCUUGAAUACACUGUAUUCGGAGAUUUCCGAGUUCCAAGUUGUUGUGAACGCGGAAUUCGUGCUGGUGCGUGUGUGUAAAGGGGAGGGACUUAAUACAGUACGCUAUUUAGAGCGGAAUUGAGCGGUGUUUAUGCAUUCAUUUCAGAGAUAGAUAAAUUAGAGUCUACUUCGGAGCGUCAAUCCAGAUUAACAGUGUUAUCGGUUUCCUCUUUCCCUUGGAUAACGUCGAAGACCAAUCCGCUAGACAGGCUCCAGAGCAGAGGCCUCUCUAACUCCAACCACCCCAUAAGUCACCCUGAUAUGGAUGGAACCAACCAGCCAGCUGAGGUUAAUCAACAGUCUCCUGCCGGGCAGCAGGCCAUGGGGGGAGAUGUUGAAGAGAGCAACAGCAGUGGGAAUAGCCAGAACCCUGGAGAGAGAAAAGUCUAUGGUUGUGCUCUAGCCCAAAUGCCACCGCUGAAGCCUCCCUCCACGUGGACCUCCAUGGCGAUGAAGGAGCUCAAGUCCAAGCUGCGACUGGAGAAGGACCGUGUGGUGACAGUGAAACAAGGAAAGAUUUUGACAGUGCAUGUGCCCACCGUUCCUGAGGGAAAGCAAGUGUGCUGGGAGUUUGCCACAGAUAGCUAUGACAUAGCCUUUGGAAUCUCCUUUGACUGGAACCCUGUCACCAGCCAGGCCAUCACGGUCCACAUUAGUGAAUCCAGCGAUGACGAAGAGGAGGAAAAUCAGCUAGAAGGACUUAUCAACCCAGGGGAUGUUGAGAAGGGUUCUAAAUCAUUGGCCAACUCCAACAUAGGGGAAAUCUUACCUGUGUAUCGUCUGGACAGUCACAUGGCAGUGCAAGGUGGCAGUCACGAGUAUCCAGGCGAAGGCACUUACCUUCUGAAGUUUAAUAACUCCUACUCACUAUGGCGAAAUAAGACUCUGUACUACAGAGUGUAUUACAGUGCCUGAGGAACUGUAACUGUCAGCUUUUGCAUAUGACUGUAUGACUUACUAGAAUUACUUAUUUUUUAUUCAAUAUUUUUGAUUCCAUAGAACAUGUUAUGGUUAAUUAUAAGUGCAUAGAUUUUUCAUCACAAUCAGCGGAUGUUGCUCACUCCUAGUCUACACUUAAAAUCUAAGAGGACCAGAGAAGUAUGAAGUGGGACAUUUUGCUCAUAUGUUUUACUGUGUUUAUAGAGAAAGAUUUGACGUAGCCUUGUGUUUGUGCCAUGUUCUGUUUAAAAGUUAUGUGCAGUGAGUUAAGGCAAAUUGACCAUAUUUUAAAGAUAUAUAUAGUAUAUGUACAGUACCAGUCAAAAGUUUGGACACACCUACUCAUUCAAGGGUUUUUCUUUAUUUUUUACAAUUUUAUACAUUGUAGAAUGCCUCUACACCUGGAAUGCUUUUCCAACAGUC